AUGGAGCCCAUGACGGUGACGACGUCGGUGGUCGGACCGGACGAGUUCGAUCGCAACGCCCCGCGGAUCUGCGGCGUUUGUGGCGACAAGGCCACUGGCUUCCACUUCAACGCCAUGACGUGCGAGGGCUGCAAGGGAUUCUUCAGGCGCAGCAUGAAGCGUAAAGCCUCCUUCACAUGUCCAUUCAACGGGACCUGCACCAUCACCAAGGACAACCGACGUCACUGCCAGGCCUGCCGCCUCAAACGCUGCGUCGACAUUGGCAUGAUGAAGGAGU
Messenger RNA from Notothenia coriiceps (black rockcod), 277 nucleotides. Its product is annotated as vitamin D3 receptor A-like. Gene Ontology annotation, cellular component: nucleus. Lineage: Eukaryota; Metazoa; Chordata; Actinopteri; Perciformes; Nototheniidae. The annotation marks the transcript as partial. Gene Ontology annotation, molecular function: zinc ion binding; vitamin D response element binding; nuclear receptor activity. Gene Ontology annotation, biological process: negative regulation of transcription by RNA polymerase II; cell differentiation; positive regulation of transcription by RNA polymerase II. The transcript has 2 exons. The record is from RefSeq and is a predicted model, not a curated record.